AUGGAAAGUUGCACUGGUUUCGAAGCUCUAGCCAGUGAAAAUCUCCGUCAAGUGCUUGAGUUUUUGAGCAUCCGGGAGCAGUUUGUACUGCUGAGCAGCUACAGACAACUGCUGUAUCGAGAACCUUUGGCUCCUGUGGUCGUGUCGUACUGUGGAGAGUGCGAGGCUUGUCAAGGCAAGACCGAGCACCUUUGCAAGUCCAGAUUCAGGCACGAGUCUAGGGGCUUUUGGACAGCUGUGCUCAAGCAUUCGGCGCCUACAGGGUUGACAACGCUCCGUCUUGCUGGUUGUGAAGGGUUUGAUGCUUCGGUGUUGAGAAGUGCAGGGGCCAAGGAGGCGUUAAAGCCUUUGAAGGUUUUGCAGCUUAACAAAUGUGCGUCAAUGGACGUGGAAGCUCUCAGGCUCCUUGCCGAUAUGUGCAGUAACUUGAGAGAGGUGAGAUUCAGAGAUAUGGCUGUAGACAGCAAAGCGCUGGAGAAACUGCUGCGUACAAACGCAGACUCGUUGCAGGUUGUGGACCUGCUGGGCUGCCACACACUGGCUGGAGAAGAUGUUUGUGGUAUUGCGCAAUGCACACAGCUCCGUGACUUGAGUCUAUGGGGCUGUCACAAUGUGGACAAUGCUGCCAUUGUUCACGUCAUACAGCACUGCUCGCAACUUGAACGGCUGAAUCUGCGCUACGUACACAAGGUGGACGACGAGGUGGUAGCUGCAAUUGCUACGCACUUGUUGCUGCUUAAGGACUUGAACUUGCGUUACUGUUACAAGGUCUCGGAUAAGGGUGUGUACUCGUUGUGUGAAUCGCUGCCAGGGCUUCGCUCGCUGAACCUUUCACAGUGUUCGCGACUGAGUGAUGCCGCCAUCGUGCAAGUAGCUACAUCAAUGCCUCGGCUCAAGGAGCUGCGCCUCUGGGGCUGCACGAAGCUCACGUUAAACUCAGUGUACUCCAUCUCGGAAGGGCUGGUUGAACUCUCGCUUUUGGACCUGCGCAGUCGCGACAAGCUCGAGACUGUCAUUGGCGGUCCCACGGCUCUCAAGUUCCUCAUCCAGACGUACCGCAGCAAGCUGGCGAGGUGGGAGCAGGCGCAGGGUGAGCAAACUGGUGUGUUUAAACGCCAUGCCGUGGUCGCUACAGCUGCGUAA
Messenger RNA from Peronospora matthiolae, 1143 nucleotides. NCBI's taxonomy places the organism in Eukaryota, Oomycota, Peronosporomycetes, Peronosporales, Peronosporaceae. The record is from the annotation of a GenBank genome assembly.